Messenger RNA from Gordionus sp. m RMFG-2023, 13680 nucleotides. RefSeq lists its product as uncharacterized. Gene Ontology annotation, cellular component: RAVE complex. The transcript has 64 exons. The record is from RefSeq and is a predicted model, not a curated record. Gene Ontology annotation, biological process: vacuolar acidification. The coding region runs from base 137 to 13210 and encodes 4357 amino acids. Gene Ontology annotation, molecular function: protein binding. Lineage: Eukaryota; Metazoa; Nematomorpha; Gordioida; Chordodea; Parachordodidae.
UUUUUAUCAAUUACAAUUAUUUUUAGUGAAAUACAUAUUAAACAUAUAAUUGUUUAAAGACUACUCUUAUUUUAUUAUUCAUAGUUAUCGCUUGAUAUUAAAUGGAAAAAUAUUUUAUAAUAAUUAAAUUCCAAAUAUGAAUUGCCAUCAAAUUAUAUCGGGGUCUGCAAAUGAUGGAGAUUUUACUUUUUGCAAUGGCAAUAUUGAUGGUUAUCCGUUCUUAGUUUAUGGAUCGGGUAGUGAAAUAAUUGUACUGGAUAAAACUUUCAAUCAACUUCAAGUUAUAUCUCAUGGCAGAACCGGGAACAAAAAUCUCGUAUGCUUAGACUGCUCUAAAGAAAACGGAAAAAUUAUAGCUUCCUAUGGAACAGUAUUAUUAAUCAUAGAUCCCGUUCAUUUCAAUACUCUUCUCCCUGAUUCGCAAAAGGAAACCAACUCACAAAACCAAGAAAAUAAUGAGCCCAACACAGAUUCCAAUGAUCAAAAAUUCAUAUACAUCUGGCAAAUUACCCAAGUCAUAGAAUCAGGGUUUUGGGUCAGUUCGUUGAGCCUGAGCCUUAGUAAUUAUUUUUUAGCAGGUGGAUGCGGACUCUCCUUGUGGAGUUAUACGAAUUCUUCUCAGAGUAUUCAGAAUAAUUCUAGCUCAGAGAAGGACACCAGCGUUGAAGGAAUGAAUGCGAUUAAUUCGAAAUUUAUAUUGGGAGCUGACGCUUACGAAUCUCACGAUGAAGCAGAAGAUAAUAUUAAUAACAUAAAUAAUAGUCAUAAUUAUAAUAAUGAACUCAAUGAAAGUGGAUGUACGUGGGUUAAAAUUUGGAAAACUUUAUCACCGAAUCCUAUAAAUCACGUCGAAUUUUCGCCUGAUGGCCAAUAUUUUGCUACCUCAAGCGCGGAAGAUCCCCUAAUCAAGAUAUGGUUCGAAAUGAAAACAAAUGAACGAAAAGCAAACCCAUCCCAGGAUGAAGUGUUAGAAACCGAUCAAGGACACCAAUCUAAUAAAUUGGACUUUUUUUACACGUAUCUCUACCAUCCCAAACCCGUCUUAUCAUUUCAAUGGAGACAAACCAGUCACUACAUGCCUAGGGGCACAGUACCCAACGUGCUUAUCACAUGCUGCACUGAUAACAUCGUCCGCAUCUGGAGGGAAGAAUGCACCAUAAAAUCCACUGGUGCGCUAAUCACAAAAAAUCCUUCCCUCCCACCUUUUAAAAAUGACCAAAAGUACAAGACCUUUUCCAACUUUUCUCGCUAUUCCAUGCAGCAAGAUACGCCUAAUAAUUUCGAUAUUAAUAAUCCUACCGCUAAUGACGGGAGAAACACAACGCCAAAUGAUCUUGAUCCUAAUAUUGCAAAUGGAAAUGAGGGUGGUGUGCAAGACCAUCAUCACCAAAAUCAAUACAAGUUCAGGUUACUCAAGCAUCUGAGAUAUAUCAGACAAAAGAUUCAUUCCAUAGAACUGUGUCACUUGCCGAAUGGGAAUGUCCGUCUAAAGAAAAAAAGGCUUAAAGAUGAUCCUAACUUUAACAACUCUGCCAAUAAAAGUAUCAACAAAGGUAACACCUUUUCCCUUUCAUCUUUCGGCCAAUCAUCUUUCUCAAAUUUCCUAAACCUCACCCAUUGGCCGUCCUUUUCGUCCAAUCACCCUCACGAACAAACCGAAACGAAAAAUCUCGGAAACGACAAUACCGAUAAUAAGGGCGAUAAUUUCGACGGAGUGAAGUUUCAAUUCAAUCUGGUGGCAAAGUUGGAUAAUAUCGAUAAAGACUUUUCAGCCUUCUUAACGUUACAUUGGCUCAAUAACAAGGAAUUCCAUUUUACGCUAAGGAGUGAAAAGAUUUUACUCAUGUUGAUGAAACAUUCUAAAAGCGAUCAUAAUAUAUCUCGUAUUUUAUCCUCAUACGAAGAUAACAUAAAGAAUCUCUCUACUUCCUCUUCAUUCGAAUCGAAGGAUACCCUAAGCCACACUAUCAAUAAUCCACCAAAUGGGCUCAAAAACGAUUAUCUGCAUAACAAUCCUACCUUGCACCACACUCAAUCUUCCUCCCAUGUGCCAGACAUCCAAUUGUCUCAUUCUUCCCCCCAUGUGCCAGACCUCCAAUUUACUCAUUCUUCCGAUAAAACUUCCAGCACUGCUAACUCUCCAGCCGAUAAUGUAAUUGAUAAGGAAACAGAUAGAACUGACGAAAUAUUUAGCAUUUUAGAGAACCAGGUGAUCAAAGAGAUCGAAGCGUUGCUUAAAGACUGGCAUCAGAAUAUCGAUAUUCUCUAUUCAAUUCAUCCGUUCAAUGGAGAUUUGCUUUUAUGGAAAGUUGAAUGGAUAGACGAAUAUCUUCCGGGAUACGUACAACACCCAAAAUUAUCCUUCAUGUUCGAUUUACCUAACACAUUUGCUUUAAGUAAACUAGAUUUAGAGAAAGGUUUCAAACAGAGGCAUUUAUUAUUCACUGACCAUUCCUUACUACUUAUGGACGUUCUUUCGCAUCAAUUCUCUAAAAAACUCGCUAACUCACCUUCCUUACCUCUUCCUAACAUUCCUUUCAACGUCAACCACCAAGUUUCAUCCAUACAUCAUGACUAUGGUGGCAUCCAUCUUGAAACGGAAAAUUGGAGUCGGGACUAUUUCGACACAUUCCCAUUAUAUUGUGUCACCAAUAACAAGAGAGGAAAUCUAAAUUUAUGGCUUAUGAAUUACGUUAGCAAAGAGUACGAAAUGCCUCGAAUCCUAAACGUGGAACACAUUUGCGAGGUAUUGGGCCAUACCCAAACCAUCACCAACCUUUGUAGUCAUCCGUCCCUUCCACUUAUCCUCUCAUCUUCCGACUGCGAAAUCAUCGUCUGGAAGCUUAAACCUAUCGGUCCUUUAGGUAUAUCCGGAGGACUGAGCGAAUUCGCUUCGAAGAGGAUUUCUUUCAACAAUCAAACCAAUAAUCUCGAUAAAGGAGGCCUAAAAGGGAAUAUUUAUAACAAUGAGACCACUUUUGACUAUAAGAAGCGUAAUGGUAAUAAGAAUCGUUGCUUUGCUUGGAUACCCUCAUUUUCAUCUCCCUUUUCAUCUUUUACCUCCACAUGUAAUGGAAAACAACAAAUAAUGGCCUCUAAUAGCAUAAAAAUAGGAUUUGUAGCCUUAAAUCCUUUCGGCAAUAGUAUUCAAAUGUUUCAACUCGCCUUUCCAACACUAACGAAAAAUUCUUCUGGAGGUGCGAAGGAAACUUCAUACAUUCGUAGAAAAUCAUCUACAAUCCAUUCCGCAGUAAUGACCAAAAUGGCUCAAAGGUUUUCCCAAUCUUCUCAAAAUUACCUCUCCGACUCCAUUAAUUACGAUAGCAAAUGGUUAAACACUGCCAAUAUGAUCUCAAUUAGUGAGAUAGAUUUCGGGAGAUAUGUUAAAAACAUGCAAGGGUACUCCGUCAAAUUUCUACACGUCUUUGACGGAAAAAUGUUAUUUCAAACAUCUUCCUUUGCUCUUCCUUCCUCUAAAUGCAACAACAUAAUCUUCUAUCUAGUUCUCAUUCUAACUAACGAUUUAAACUUACAACAAGAAGACUCCUACAAUGAAAAGACUACUACAAGCGACAACAAUCAUUUUGUUAAUGAGACAAGCGAACAUCUCGAAAGAGACGAGGAAGUCGAAAACGAUUCAGAUAAAAUAAUCACCUGGUCUAUUAAUUUUCCUGUAAGCACGAUGACAUCUGUCAGUUCAUCCGAUGAAAAUGGGAAAGCUUCUUCGCAACCUCAAAUAAAAUUGGUGAGCGUUCAAAACAUAUAUACUGAAACGCAAAUAGAUCCCAAACUCGUUUUCAGCCUACCCAACUACAUUAACAUAGUGUCGGCCAGCCCUUACGUUAAUUCUCUUGCCAGUAAAAAUUUGACGAAUCCUUCAGAUUUUGCUGAUUCUAUGGAAUCAAGCAAAAAUAAAAAAUCAAAUGAAAGUAAAGAGAAUGAAAAGAAUGACAGAGCGUUUAUGCUACCACCUUAUCUCGUGUGUCUGGCUUGUUCGGAUGCUACCAUUAGAUUUCUCAAAUGUUUCAAAGAUAAAGAUAGUUACCUAUGGCGUGAAUGGAGUAUGCCCCACAUGUAUAGAAUUAUACCGGAUACGAAUAAAGAAAAUAUAAGAGGUCAUGUAGCUGAAAGACGGGGAACCAGUGCUAUUAAAUUAGAACUGCCAGCUCUUCAAGUAACAUGUUCAUCCUUUCCCGGCGGAAGAAUAUGUGCCAUAGUUCCGGAAGGGAACCAAUUUUUGGGCAUAGGAACGCACAGUUUCCUGAAGUUUAAAGCUCUCAUUUUCGAAUGCGAAUCUUCCGGUGGCUCUGAUUGGAUUUUGGAAGAUAAAAUACCUCUUAUACUGUACACUAUCAAUACCGAGACAAAGAACGAUAACACACAGGAUCAAGAUAAUGAAGAAAGCCAAUUCGAUCAGUUUUACGAAAAUCCGUCUAGUCAUGUGAGGGUAGAAUGGGUUCCAACGGAGGAUGGCUCUCAUCUGCUUUUCAUCUCAACUUCCUUACCUACCUAUCGACCCUUGAAUUCCGAUUUAAGCAUUAAGCAAUCUACCCAACAACUUUCGAGGGAAAAACUUUCGGUAUACGCCUAUUUUUCGCAAGACAAUAACGCCACAUCUAGUUCUAUCAGUUCGGGUGCUUUUACGAAAAGCCUUGAGAACCCCUCAUUACUGGCAGAUCGCAAAUGGAGGCUAGUUUUUCAAGGUAUCACCGAACCUGGAAUUCAAUAUGGGAGUAGUGACGCGCAUAAUUACAAGAUGAUUCCUACCAUAGAUGAUAAUAGCAGUAGUUAUGUAAUACCACGAUUAUGUUCCGCUUGGGUCAGGGAGGGUGCUUUUGUAGUAUCACGCGAUCACGCCUUGCUCGUAUUUUCUCAUUGGGCUAAUACCACAGGCAGUACCAUGGCAGAUUUCAAUGAAUUCAAUCCCGCCUCCAAAUUAUCUAAUGCAAAAGAUGCUGAAAGAUCGAAAAGCUUGAGUUUUCAGGCAAUUCAGCAUCAGGGAAUAAAAGCACGAUCUUCAGAACCCUCUUUAGAUACUUUGGCGAGUCCGUCUAUUGAUAAAAAGACCGUAUCAAAACGUAAAAAAUCUUCCCUCUUGAAUUUGGCUUCCCACAGGAAUUCUUCGGCUGCUUCUGGGCUUUCAAAAUUGGGCAGUAGAUCUAAUCUACCCAUUUUGAAUGUAAAAAUUAAAGAUGUUCAAAGUGAGAAUCGAUCGAAUAAUUCUGACAAAGAUACGAUCAAUCUAAAAAACAGUUUCAAAAUUCCUGGUCCUUUUACCCCACCUUCUCUUAAUAAUACCACCAUAUUAGCCAAUCCUUUGAAAAUUAUGCAACAUCAUUACCAUAAAAAUAACCCUGAAACGUUCAAAAUUUUGGAAGAAGAUUUUACCUUUAGCAAAUUACAAAAUCAAAAUAAUGGAUUAGAAUCCCUUUUCGGAGGUAACGUACUGCCCCAAUACCACCCUAAGCAAUUAACAGAAUUGUUGGGCUGCGGUCAAAUAGAAACAGUGGUUCUCGUUUUGGGAUAUCUGACCAGAUUCCUGGGGUUAUCUGAUAGGGCCUCAGCCCUUGCAGCCUCUAGAAGCAAGAUGGAACACGUGUCCUUGCAAGGUACCAGAAACAGGGCUGCUUCUAUGGCAUUGUCUCGUAACGAUUUUUCUAAUUCUGAAAUAUCCUCAUCCAAAAUGGCAGGGCUCGUGAAACAUGAUAUAUUUUAUCGUCUACCGGACAUUUCCGGUGAUAUAGGUUAUUUCGAGGUAGAAUCGAUUCCCCCUCUUCCCAUGUUCGUAUUCCUAACACUCGACUCCACUAAAUUGUCUGGGACUUCCAGUUCAUCUAUGGCUUACAUUCAAGAAAUCAGACGACAAUUGAGCGGCUCACCAGAUACAGAUGAGGAAUCGAACGUACAAAUUUCUACUUCUACAAAGCCAAGGGAAAGGAGUGGUAGCAUGUUAUCCAUUCGAUCUAGGAGUAGGAGCAGAAGCAAAAGUAUCACUCUCAUGAACAAAAGAGUCGGGGUCGAUAAAGUUGAGCCCGAUGGAGGUGCAAAAAUUGCUAGUAGAUCUAGUCUCGGAUCAGGCGAGGACGAUUUGCCCAAGCCAACUAAAACAGAAUUAGACGACUCAUCGCCCAUUUCGUCCAAGGAAACAGACGAUAACAGCGAUCAUCGAAUAUCAUUCGGUCGGAAAGAAGUUAAUAUCCUAACACGUUAUUUGACUCGUAUUUCGCUUCCAGAAAUUAGCGCACUUGAACAAGCGCAGUUGCUCGCUUUGGCUGAUACGGUAGCUUGGGUUAUCCAAAAGGAAUCCAACGAAAUCCCUAAAACAAUAAAAAAUGCGGAUAAUGAUAAAUCACUCAUGAACGAUGAUUCCUUCUUGACCAGUAAUUAUGAAGUGGAAGAUCGUAAAAACCACACUCCAGUUGAUGGAGGAAAUAUGGAAGAGGACAUCGUGAAGAAUCAAGAACAGGAUGAUAAAUUAGAUGGGCCUGGUUUAAGAUAUUGCAUAGCCAUGAGGCAAUUCAAUUACUUGAACCUCAAUUCAGCCGCUAAAAAAUUGUCCACUUCCCGAAACAGAACUGACAUUUAUAAAAACAAGAUAUCGACUCCGUUAAUGAAAUCUUCUGCAUUUGCUUGGGCUCUCCACUCCGGCACUCAAGCAGCUUGUUUGAGGCUCAUUCCGGCUUUUCAAAAAGGGAAUUUUACUUGGGAGGAAUUCAGAAAAUAUGGGUGCGGUUGGUGGUUGAGCGACAGGUCUACUCUCGUUAAUUUAAUAGAAAACAUUGCUAAACAUUCGUUUCAAAUCAACAAGGAUCCAUUGGACGCCUGUCUUUACUUCAUUUUACUCGGGAAAAAGACGGUUAUUCAGGGACUUUUUAAAUCUUCGCAAAACAGCAAAAUGUACGAAUUCUUUAGGCAAGACUUUACACAGCUCAAAUGGAGACGAGCCGCUGAUAAAAAUGCAUUCGCGUUAUUAGGCAAACACAAAUACCAUUUGGCCGUGGCGUUUUUCUUGUUGGGCCAUUCGCUUAACGAUGCUAUACAAGUUUGUUUGAAAUACCUGAAAGAUAUUCAACUGGCGUUGAUUAUAUGCAAACUAUAUAUAGAAGAAUCUCAAAAAGACCCUAAUAUAGAUCAAACCUCGGAACCUUAUUCACCUCGAGCUUCCCUUAUACCUACAUCAGAUACCACCGAUAACUUUGAGAAUAUUGCUAAAAAGCCUGGCUCUCUUAUAGGUUUUGGUAGGAAAGUUGGAACCAGCUCUUCAAAUGACGAUAAUAAUCCCUUGAUUGCAAAUUUCGAUAUUGAUGCUAAAAAUGAAAAUUCUCAAAAUAAAAAGGCGCAACACAUAUACAAACCGAAGCCCGGUUCUCUCAUUGGUUUUGGUAGAAAACCUAGGUCCGCUAAUGUCGAAGAUAAUUUUGACGGCAAUAACAUUUUAAAUUUUUCCAGCAAAAAUCUUAAUCCUAAUAUGAAAAAUGAACAAAAUAUAAUAUUAAAUUCCAAUACCGAAAGGAAUAAAAAUUCUGAUCAGAUAAAAAUCGACGUUAAACCCGAUAAUCAAUACAGUGCCAAUGCUUGUGAAUUGAGAUUCGUACAAUUCUUCUUAGCUUCCGACCCUCUUUAUUCUCAAUUAUACCCGGACUCUACAUCGCAUCUCAAACUUAACGACCAACAGGAUUUACAAAAGACCAUCUUAGAUCUACCUCCUCAUUCGUUCGAACUAUGCGAAGCCCGGCAAGGUGACCCUUUUAUCUUGAGCAUAUGCUUGUGGAUAUCUGGUCAAUAUCUGGCAUCGCUCAAGAUCUUUCUCGACACCCUAGCGCCUCCCAAGUACAAUAAACGUUUCACCCUUAAUAAAUCUGAUUCGAGGGAACGGAGAAACAGUGCCGAAGCCAUUAAAGCUUACAAUCAAAGGUUGAUGGAAGUAGAUCGAGAGGGAGAGAAAGAAUCAAAUGGUGAGAAACAGGAAAAACACCAUGAUGAUUUGGAAACAAAUGACGGGGAACAAGAAAGACGCCAUGAUGAUUUGCCCUCUGCUAAAGAUGAAAAAGUUGCUAAAAAGAAAGGAACCGUUAAAUUCGCUCUAUCACCGGAACACAGUGACCAGGAAACCGAGCAAGUAGUCAAUAAUAUUGAUAUUAACGAUGUUAAUAACGACAAAGAUUCUAAAUCUCAUAGCUACCCGAAAGAUUUGUUUGCUACCUUUCCUCGUGAUUCCAUUCCUCCAUUAUUAUCUGCUAAACUUACCGCUAAUGGCACAAAUAAAAACAUUUUCUCUCGCCGACGCAUGAGUUCUAUAACAGAAACUCGCGAACCACCGUCUUCUUUUUUCUUGAGCAUGGACCGAAUGUUCGAUAUAACCAGCAUUUUCAACUUUUACCAAUACCUAAGGAAACGGAUUUAUUCAAAUAAAGGUUCUCAUACCAUAAAUCCUCAAGAAAGGCAUCUUUAUUUCGCUUGCGCUUAUACUUAUAUUAAGAUUGGCUGCCCUAUUUUGGCUCUGGAGAUUCUGAACCGUCUCUCGUUCAAAAAUAUAUGCGAACUAAAUGAAGCUAAUUCAAAUAAUAAUACUGCAUUGCCCGCAAAUGAUAAUUCCAUGAGCUCGGAUGAUGUCAUGAUGUACCAACUGAAAUGGACGGCAUGCCUCAAAAUCAUGGGACACGAGAUGCUAGCUACUUUUGGUAACACCACAUUUUUUGAAGCAGACGAUAUUGAUUAUUCCACAAGUGAUUCGAGUGGGGAAGAUGACCAAUCAUCAACUUCCGAAACCAGUGGUGCAGACGAUUUUUCUAAAAUAGCUAAUAGGAGAGAUAUACCUGCCAAUAAAAGUGCGCAAAGAUUAUGGAAAAAAAUAGAAAAAAAACGUGAAAAUUCGUGCCGGGUAUGGCUGAGAUUUUGCAUAUGGCUCGAAAAAGAAAUAGACGCUCUCACUAAAUAUUGCCAUAUUUAUAAUCAAAAAUCGAAAGACAUGCUCCUAAAAACCUCUUUCGAUUUGGGUAGAGAUGGAUGGCUCAUGGAAAAUGAGAACAUUUUGCGCACCUUGCAUUCAUUUAUCUGCUUACGCAAACCCGUGGGUAUCUUGGCGUACGUUAAGAUGCAGCUAUCGGCCUUACUCAGCAAGAUAGAUCGUGAUAUUCGGUCUAAGCAGACAAGAAUGCCAGAUCGUAAUCAGCUUCACGCUUCGUCGGUCGAAAAUGUGCCAAUUUUGAACGAAAUUCCAUAUCUGAUUGAUCUUUUUAAACAAUGGAAUGAGAAUGACUCUUAUAAUUCUACCUCUUCCCAACCGGACGUCGACUCAGAACAAUUGAAUGAAAAUAUAAAACAGGAUCGCUCAUGUUUGCUUCCCGACGAAACUCCUUUCACAUUGAUUAGGGACUCUUGCAAAGAUAUAAUGAUUUCUGUUCUUGACUCUGGGUUCGGCACCGGAUCCUGUUUACCCCCUGGGCCCCAGAAUUUAGGAAAUACCUACAAUUUUGGUUCAGACGAUUAUUUGAAAUCGUCCGCCGCCAACUGGAAUCGUCUUCUCGCAACUCAGGACGCCAGCCAUUCUCUUUCCUUGUGUUUAUUUCAAUAUCUAACACCCUUAAACCCAGUGCCACAGACUUUCUCCGCUAAUUUAAUGAGCUUAGGGAACCAAACUGAUAUUCCUCCUCUUGCAGAUAAAUCAAUCGAUGGUAACCUUAACAAAAAAACAAACACUCAUUUCAACUUUGAUAAGCGUUCAGUCGAAGAUAUAAAAGCCGAUAUCAUAGAUAGUGUCCGAAGUUCUAUCAAAUCUCCGAAUAUGCCACCGAUUAGUGAAGGCAAAGUCUCGAAAACACUUGAUUUUGCAAAAGAUUCUAAAAACACUUUAAAUACUUCCUUCCCUCCUUCCAUCAUGAUUGUUUCAUCAACCAGUCUAGAUAGGAUAUGCAAUUCCGAGUUCGACGUUAUACUCAAUUUUUGGUGGAAAUAUUUAUAUGCCACUAAAAAAGGUCGACCCGAUAAAACUGCCAACCAUAUUGGUUUAUUUAAGAUCAUUGAAACGGAAAAUGGAGACGAAGAAAAGAUUUUGGACGAUAUCGUAGUAAUGCCUUCUACUGAUGAGCAUAUUGACACAACUAAUUGGCCUUGUCUAUCUAACCCAAUUUCUAAUUCCACACCCGAUUCCGCACUUAACACCCCAAGCCCAAAUCUAAUCAACAGAAAUAAAGCUCCCCUUCCUUCGUCGUAUCACCAUAAUAUCAAUACUCAAAAUAUUCUCGAGGGAAACCAACUCAUGAUGCAUUGUUCAUGGAAAGAUUUGAGACUUCUCUUAGCUGAAUGUCUCCUAGCUAUUCAUGCUUCCUGCUUCUUAACGGCCCUCACUACCUUCGAUGCCUGCUUGUUAUACAGAAUAACCUGCCUUAAGUUGGAUAGAAGUCUGUGGAAAAAGACAUUCGGCUAUUGUGUUGAUGCCUAUCUAUUGACGAAGUCUUCAGCCACAAAUGAAGGAGAAAAAUUGAGAGGUGCACAACAAACGAAUUCACCAAUCCCUCCACCUAGACCAACCAACAACCCAAUAAAAGCAAAAAUUUUUGUACCCCCUACCAAGCAUAUAUUUGCCCGUAUAUUUCAAAAGCCAUCAAAGGAGGAUAGUCUGCCUUUAGAUGUUUUAAACUACGAAUCAGAUGAUUCUUUAGACGAAGACGAGAACGAGACUAAUGUACCAGAUGAUAAUACUUCGGCAAACGAUACUCAACACAUCGAUCCAGACAGUUUUGCCUGGACCCUUAUUCGCCUCUCUUGUGUUCGAUGCGCUUUGAUAGAAGUCGGGACAUUUUUGGUCGAUGUUCUGGGUUUAAAUGCCGGACCGGAAUCGCUUCCUUCCCACACUAAUCCACGUAUUCACGCUUACCUUUGCUUAUUGGAGAGGUGGGAAAAGGGGCUUGCCAAAAGACUAUACGAAGUUUACGGUAAUCUGGAUACUUUGCAACUCAUAGGGUACGUAGAAGGUGACAAUGAGGUAAUGGCGUGCGCGGAUCAGCAAAAACAAGGACAAGAGGGAAUGCGAAAAAAAAACUUAUCAGACAAGUCUCAUAAAACAAAGAUAAACCCGUUAAAACACAAAAUGACCGCCACUUCUUCUUCUGACGAAUUGGAACCAGAAACUCAAACUGCUUCUAAAAGUGUUGGAAAAAUAAUGGGUCUAUCGGCCAUCACUAAAUACAAAAUUCUGCUUGAACCAGAUCACACGCCGUUUAGAUCAAAUUCAAGAUCCAUUAUGCCUAUCAAGAGACUUUGGUUGAGGUUAGUGAGAGACGAAAGAACGCACGAUUUAUUCGUGAAAUUUAUUUUCGCUGACAAGAAUAGGAACCUACUACCAUCAGUUGAUAUCACUCAGAUGGAUGGAACGAAAAUUACUGAUCGCAAGAAACUUGAACAAGAUUUGGAAAUAACAGGAAACGGUUUUGACACUAAAUAUAUGGCUAAAGGUAAUAUUCUAACACAUAGACAUUCCACUAAAAACUCGACAAGGACCCUCCUUUCCGAAUCUCAUUCUCAUCAAUCCUCAAAAGUAUCAGAAUCCAAAGUGAUAUUCACUGUUAUGCAAAAAGAAAAGGAGGCUAUUCAUUGUUUCACUCUAAAAUCGAAGCUUUCUUUCGACUUCCAUGCGGACACUGAGGGAGCCAAACCAUCUCCCUUCGAGAAUUACCUUGAAAAGGGUCAAAAUCUAGAUUCUCAUAUUGGAGAUGACAUGGAACAAUUUUUCGAAACUACCCAGGAAUACUAUUUUUACCCAAGAAAAGAUAUCCUAGCCAUAGGAACGGACAAAGAGACGCAAGAGAUGGAUAUCCAUCAAGCUCUUAAUAGGCCCGAAUGGAUUGCCGACGAUUUGGAGCUCGAUAUUAUGAGUUCUAAACGGAAACUGAGCCGAUCUGAAGUAGAUUAUCUUAUAGUCCCCAACGAAAUUAAAUUGGGUUUAUCCGGUAAAACUCCAAACAAGAACCACCUAUUUUCCCAUCCCUCGCAAAGGCAUCAAUUUCACAUGCCCAAAAUUCAUUCGACCCAGAUGUACAAAUCUCCAUUUCCAACUUGUGAUAAUUUUGGCUAUAUAGACCAUUUAAAUCGCAUUUUCUUCGAUUCGAAGUGCUUUCCAUAUAACAAUUUAGCCUACAAAAGAAUCAUGAGAUCCAGAUAUCUGACAAAUAUUAUAUUGAAACGAAAUGAAACCGGCGUAAGAAAAAUGACCUCCCAUCCACUCCAUAACUUCUACUUAACUGGUGGAUUAGAUGGAAUCGUUAAGGUAUGGAAAUGGGGAGAACCUGAUUGUCUUGCUAAAUUGAACGAUCAACCUACAUCCACUGGUAGUUCGAAUACCAGUAAUCGAGUUGUGGGGCUUAGGUAUAGUCCUCAAGGGAAUAAGCUUGGCGCUAUGCAUAUGGACGGUAGGGUAGUCCUAUACAAUUCUAGCCUCGAAUCCUAUUUGCAUUCCGAAUUUUCACAUUGGAAUUACCAAUGUCAUAACAAAUCAGGAGUUGAUUUUACCUUCCUAGGAUCUUGUACUCUUAUAGCAACCGCCGGAUCUUCCUCUCCAGAUAACAAAAACUUGUGUGUAUAUGAUACCCUGAUGCCGGAACGAUCAUCUUGCGUUCAAUCUCUCUCGAUACCAGAUGAUCCUUUAAGUUCCUCUCAUUCUCAACAAACUACAAAUUCGGCCUUUCUAACGGGUCUUGAAUGGUCAUCGUUGCGCGGAUGGAUACUAGCUGUCACCACUAGGAAAGGUUACGUGAUCCUCGUUGAUACCCGGUCACCUCGCAAUAUUGUUACAUCGUUUCAUGCUCAUGAAUCGCCUAUAAAAUGUUUAAGUAUAGAUCCUCGAGAAGAAUAUAUGGUUACGGGUUCUGUCGAGGGAAAUAUUAAAGUCUGGUCCAUGGCAACUAUCCUCAAUUCCUGUCCAGCCAUAUCAUCCUUAUCUCUCCCGUCUUCUCAAAAUGGACACCAUCAUACACCAUCCUCCAUUCUCCCUCUUUACACGUUUAACAAUGAACACAUUCGAUCUGGCGCCGCUAUAUUUAAAAUAGCGGCCUCAGCUAGUAGCAAAUCUUCAUCUGUAUUGAAUCAAGGGGGAGUUGCACAGAUAUACAUGGAUUCGAGAAAUAGAAUAUAUUCUUGCGGAUCGGACGGUUCUUUGAAAGUUAGGAAACUUCCAGAAAACGAUAUAUACGAUUUUGACGAAAUAUUUUAUUAAUGUCACUUAUUUCUAAUCAUUCCUCAAAAAUAUUUAGAGAAGUUCAGAUCUUAAAUCACGGAACCAAUAUCCUCAUAAUAUUUUUUUAAAUAUAAUCCAGCCUUAAAUAUGCACCUACCUUGAAAAUUAGUUAAUAUUAUAAUUUUUUUAUCUCUCAGAGAUACCUUUUAUUUGCCCGAUUUUUCUUUAUUAAUAUGAAUACAAUAUUUUACCUUUUCUUUCUUUUUUUUCAUUUAUGGCCUAAUAUACACCCAACAAAUUUAAACAUUGUAUCAAAUACGUAUUGUAAUAAUAGAAGAUAAAAAAAUUUAUAUCAGUUACUUUUUCAAAUCCUGUCAAUUUGAAAGAAUUCGAAAACUGGGAUGAAUUCGUUUUUUAUUUAAAUUAAUAUAAAUAUUUUAAUUGAAUCAAUUUUUGGAUCACUAAUUGCAGACCAUUUAUAUACCGAAGCAUUAAAGGAAAAAAUAUUA